This is a messenger RNA of Molossus molossus (Pallas's mastiff bat), 912 nucleotides long. Its product is annotated as taste receptor type 2 member 42-like. Gene Ontology annotation, molecular function: G protein-coupled receptor activity. NCBI's taxonomy places the organism in Eukaryota, Metazoa, Chordata, Mammalia, Chiroptera, Molossidae. Gene Ontology annotation, biological process: detection of chemical stimulus involved in sensory perception of bitter taste; G protein-coupled receptor signaling pathway; sensory perception of taste. Gene Ontology annotation, cellular component: membrane. The coding region runs from base 1 to 912 and encodes 303 amino acids. The record is from RefSeq and is a predicted model, not a curated record. The transcript has a single exon.
AUGCUCACUGGAUUGGAUAUAAUCUUUCUGCUACUGUCAAUAGCAGGAUUCACAACUGGAAUGUUGGGGAAUAUGUUCAUCGUACUGGUAAACUGCUCUGGAUGGCUCAAGAACCAACACAUCUCUUUAUCUGACAUCCUCUUCACUUGCUUGGCUAUCUCCAGAGUUACUCAGUUGUUGGUAUUAUUUUUUGAAUCAGUUACAGUGGUAAUACCAUCACAUUUCAUUUCCACUUAUAAACUAGUAAAACCUGUUUCAUUCCUUUGGAGAAUAACUAAUCACUGGACUACCUGGCUUGCUACCUGCCUAAGCAUUUUCUACCUCCUUAAGAUAGCUCACUUCUCUCACUCUCUUUUUUUCUGGCUGAAGUGGAGAAUAAACAAAGUGGUUCUUGUGAUUCUUGGAUUUUCUUUGUUCUUUCUGAUUUCUGACUUUGUAUUGCUAGAAGAAUUUACUGAUCUCUUCUUGAAUGUCUAUGUGACGAAUAAAAGUAAUCUGACUUUAUAUACAGAUGAAAGUAGAACUCUCUGUCUUGAAAUUAUGCUUUUUCUUAGCUUGACCUGUUUGUUUCCUAUUGUUCUGUCUCUGGCCUCAUUGUUUCUUUUAUUUCUGUCUUUGGUAAGACAUAUCAGAAACUUGCAACUCAACUCUAUGGGCUCAAGGGAUUCUAGCACAGAGGCCCAUAAAAGGGCCAUAAAAAUGAUAAUGUCUUUCUUCUUUCUUUUCAUAGCUAAUUUUUUUUCCACAGAAAUGUCAUAUUGGAUUUUUCUUAUAUUUCCAAUGAACACGUUUUCAAAAUAUGCCAUGUUAGCGAUCUAUAUCUUUCCCUCAGUCCACUCACUUCUUUUGAUUCGGGGAAACAGCAAGCUAAGACAGACAGCCUUGAAGGUCCUCUGGCAUUCUGAAAACUAA